AAACAACUUGACAUUCAACAUUUCUUCCUCUCUCUUGAUACAAUCAAACAACUUCAUUGAACUCUCCUCAUCAAAAAACAAAUUCCAAAUCCAAACCACCAUCCAAAAAUGUCUGCCCAAAACCAAGGCCGUCAAUCCCCUCCUCCCGAGGAGCAAAGCGGAGCCCAACAACAAGACGCUCCCUCCUCCGGAACAGGAGUCAACCCCGAGACCAAGAACAAGGAAGAGAGCGAGUCUCAACUCGAGGGACUUUCGUCUAACCCUAAGGGACCUCUUGAUGAUCAUGUUGCGGAGGUGGCAAAGAAGACAGUUAAUCAAUAAACACAAAGAGGGUGCUAUUGUACACAGAAUUAUGGGCUUUGACGGUAUCAGGGCAUAUACAUGGAGGACAGGUUUUUCCAUAGAAUGAAAUGCCAUUUCAUGAUUUCGAUGCUUUAGACACCGCAGACUUUAGUGAGCAGGCAAUUGGUUGAAAGAGCGGGUCCUCGCAGCUUAUUCACGGUCCUGCAUAUAGCACAUGAAAAUCAAUUGAUGUCAUGC
This is a messenger RNA of Mollisia scopiformis, 540 nucleotides long. RefSeq lists its product as uncharacterized. The coding region runs from base 109 to 321 and encodes 70 amino acids. NCBI's taxonomy places the organism in Eukaryota, Fungi, Ascomycota, Leotiomycetes, Helotiales, Mollisiaceae. The record is from RefSeq and is a predicted model, not a curated record. The transcript is spliced from 3 exons.